AUGCGUCUGUUACUCGUAAGUAUUGCCGGGCUCUGCCUGUGUUUCGCAAAUUCGGGUAUCGCUAGGAUUAUCCAAGAUGAAGAUAAAGCGUUAGUGAUCGCAGAUUUGGACGUUGCGGAAUCAAAACACGGGCAUCACCAUGAAGAAGGUGGCGGACACGAACAUCACGCUCAUCACCACGAGAGUCACGGAGAAAAGGGAGAUAAAGGUUAUAAAAGUGAUCACCACCACGAUAAAGGAGAACACGGAAAACAUGGCAAACAUCACUCGGCCGGACACCACGAAGAAAAAGGGGGUCACCACAAACACCAUCACGAUGAAGGAGGCCACCAUGGUGAACAUCAUGCCUCUGGUAAAAGUCACAAAGGCGGAAAGUUCGGUGAGAAGAAGGGUCACAAGAAGGGACAAAAGACCACAGGGUACCAUCAUAAGUCACACAAGGACGAUUAUCACAAGGAACACAAAUUUUACGACGACUACCAUAAAGGUGGUCAUCACGAAAAACAUGGAGAUUUCCACGGCCAUCACGGAGGAAAAUCCGGCCACCACAAGAAGGGCGGCUCGCACAAAAGUGGUCAUCACGACGACCACCACGGCAAGAAAGGUCAUUCCGACAAAGGUCAUUACGACGAAGACCAUAAAGGCCAUAAAGGGCAUGGAGGGCACGAAAGUCAUCACUCUCAUCAUUCCGACUAUGGAAAGAAAGGCGCUCACAAGGGUGGAAAGGAGUACGGAUUCGCUAGCGGUCACGGAGGCGGCGGUGGUGGAGGUGGUGGUGGUGGCAAAAAGCAUUAA
Molecule: messenger RNA, 795 nt
Organism: Diabrotica balteata
Lineage: Eukaryota; Metazoa; Arthropoda; Insecta; Coleoptera; Chrysomelidae
Source: the annotation of a GenBank genome assembly